AUGAGCGAGGAGGAGAUCAAGCAAAUCGAUCUUCCUCCAGCUGUCCGCGACUUGAACUCGUCCCAGCAGUAUGCCGUGAAGCAUGCACUAUCGCCCUGUCCCGUCACGUUGGUGUUUGGGCCACCAGGCACUGGUAAAACCCAUACGUUGGUCAGUAUCAUCGCGGCCUUGUAUGCUAGAGGAGAUCGAAUCAUAAUUGCUGCAGCAUCUAACUUGGCGAUUGAUAACAUAGCCGAACGACUACUAGAUUUGAAACUACCGAUCACACGAUUGGGACAUCCGGCCAGAGUACUAGACUCCUUAUCUUCCUCCACAUUAGAGUACCAACUCAACACCUCCGACGAGUCCGAGAUCAUCCGCGAUCUGAAAAAGGAGAUCAACCAAAAUCUGGCCAAGUUGUCCGCUCAAGGAAAGGAAAGGGUGCGUGGCAAAGCACGCGGAUUGGUGUAUAAGGACGUGCAAGAGUUGCGGAAAGAUUAUAGACAGAGGGAGAGAGGCCACACCCGUAACAUCAUCACAUCUGCUCGAAUUGUCUGUGCUACUGCUCAUGGGGCGGGAUCUCGGCAACUUGAUAAUGAAAAGUUUGAUGUCGUGAUUAUUGAUGAAUCAACACAAGCGUUUGAAGCGGCAUGCUGGAUACCUAUAGUGAAGGCCAAGAGCAAACUGAUUCUAGCAGGAGAUCCGUUGCAGCUACCGCCCACUGUCAAAUCCAUGAAACCCCAUCAUCCACCUAAGUCCCAAAAUAAGAAAACAACGGAUCCCAAAAGUUCCAAGAAGAAAGUGAAGAACAAACCAGCUGAGCCAGACGUCACGACACAGAAUAAUGGUGAAGCAGACGUUAAGACAGAGGAUAAUGCUAAAGCAGAAGUUAAGACAGAGAAUAAUGAUGAAUCAGACGUUAAGAUACCAAUUAAAGCCGAACCAGAGGCUGACAGUUCUUCGGAAGAUGAUCAAAGCGAUUGUGCAAAACUCGGCCAGGAAGUCAAAAAGAUUUGUACAUGGGAAGAAUUUGUUGAUUACGUAGGGCUUGAGUAUCACCUGGCAGAGGUUGAUUCACUCAAGACACCAUCGCGACGGCCGCUGAUGAAAAGACCAAGGACUCUGGAAACGACGAUGUUUUAUCGUCUGUUGAAAUACCAACCUGAGAUCAGUUGUCUCUUGAAUGUCCAAUAUAGAAUGCAUGAGAUGAUCAUGAAAUUUCCGUCGGAUGAACUUUACGAAUCCAAGCUCACAGCAGCAGAUUCAGUAGCCACCCAUUUGCUCAAGGAUUUACCUAAUGUGACUCGCGAGGAAACCGAUGGUAUCGCCGAUCCAGUUUUGCUGAUUGAUACUGCUGGAAGUUUUAUGUUUGAUAGAGCUGCGGAUGAAGGUGGAGAAGGAAGCUUGUUGAAUGAAAACGAGGCUGAAUUAGUGGUCCAACGUGUCAAUGCAUUGAUUGAAUCCGGUGUACUUCCAACCCAGAUCAUGGUCAUUUCACCUUAUGCCGCACAAGUUUCCCUGUUGAACUCUCUCUUGAAGACACAGUAUCCAGCGUUAGCCAUUGGGUCGAUUGACUCGUGUCAAGGCCGUGAGAACGAAGUGGUCAUCAUUUCUCUAUGCAGAAGUAACGCUGAAGGUGUUGUCGGAUUUCUGAGCGAGAGACGUCGAUUGAAUGUUGCCAUGACACGUGCUAAGCGACAUUUGACAGUGAUAGGAGAUUCGGAUACGUUGUCCAAAGGCGGCGAGUUUCUUAAAAAUUGGAUGAACUGGCUCGAAGAUCACGCGGAAGUGAGGGUAGCAGCCAUGUAG
Molecule: messenger RNA, 1788 nt
Organism: Puccinia graminis f. sp. tritici CRL 75-36-700-3
Lineage: Eukaryota; Fungi; Basidiomycota; Pucciniomycetes; Pucciniales; Pucciniaceae
Exons: 16
Coding region: 1-1788 (595 amino acids)
Molecular function (GO): ATP hydrolysis activity; 5'-3' DNA helicase activity
Source: RefSeq, a predicted model, not a curated record